AUGGAGCGGAGGUCGGCUCUGGUGUGGAUCUGUCUGCUGGGGGCUGGACUCGCCCUGGCCUCUUCCGUUACGACCUCCAAGGCCCUUCUUCGACCUCCACGGCUGCUUGGCUGCGUGUUCCUGAAUCGAGCUAACGUCACCUGCCGCUGGGAGGCCGGAAGCGCCUCAGCAACACGCUACACCCUCCAAAUUCAGAGGAUACCUGGAGCUGUGGCCUUGACGACAAACACCGCCCUGAAGACGUUCUCCUGCACCACGUCUGACACCAGCUGCACGGCCGAUCUCGCCAGAUCGUCCGUGAGGUUCACCUUUUGCAUCACCAUCACGGCUCACGGCCGCAGCAGCAACACAUCGUCCGAUCGUCGCUGUCAGCCCGGGAGGAUUGAAAUGAUGCUGCCUCCAGCGACUUUGAACAGCGUGAAGCAAGUGAAUGGGACACCUCAGUGUCUGCACGUGAUCUGGAGUCGCACCCUGUCCGAGUUUCCUGUGUCUGACACUGACAUCAAGAACGGAAGUCUGAAUUCCCAAAUUGAGGUCACAGCAGAAGGGCAGCUUGAUAUCCAGGUCACAAAGGUGACAGUGAAAGACUACAGCUUCCCAGUUUGUCUCCUCAGACCCGGCACUUCGUACGCCGUCAGACUCCGUCACCGGUACCGGGGCCCAGAGAGUCCCUGGAGCCCGUGGAGCAACACACAGCAGGGAAGGACAGCAGAGGACGCUCCAUCUGAAGCUCCAGCAUUCUGGAGGCAAGUGAAACAAACAGACAGGAACGGGUGGAGACUCACCUUGCUGCUUUGGAAGGCCCUGCCUCACGUUCUGGCCAAUGGCAGACUUCUCUUCUAUAAAGUGACUUGUCAGACAGAAAGUUCAACAAUUCUGAACGAUCAAGGCACCUGCAGAGAUUUGCACCCAACACGUACUUCCUGUACUUUUCUCCUUCCUGCUGAACGCUGCUCCUGUGCCUUGUCGACCUCCAACUCUGCUGGGACCUCGCCACCGGCCCUGAUAUGGCUCCUCGGAGCCUCUGAGACAGAGCCACCGUCACCGAGACAACUCACUGCCCGUCCAAUGGAUGACAACAGUGUAAACAUUAGCUGGACGGCUCCAGCCAAUCGAUCAGUGAGCGGCUUUGUCUUGGAGUAUUUCGCUGUCCGAGAGAAAGACGGCAGUGUCCUACACUGGGAAAGACUUAAUAGUUCUCAGACAACAUUUGUCAUAACAGAGGGAGUGAAGCCGAUGGAGCGUUAUGCUGUUUCUGUUAAAGCGCUGUACGCGCCAUCAGCUGGUCCUGUUGUGGCGGUGCAGAAGAUUACUGGGGGCAGACUGGAGCUCAGCUGGAGUCCUGUGCCUGUGGAGCUGCUUCAAGGAUUCAUCCGCAACUACACACUCUACUACACCGCUGCAAAUCAACCACACAGGAGUGUGUUUGUUCCUGGUAACAUUCAACGCUACACCCUGGAAGGCCUGUCGCCCGGAAACUACGACAUCUUUAUUCAGGCCAACACUGACGCCGGCACGGGAGCAGCUGGGCCCAUUGCUAAUGUGCACAUAGGCUCUGAAGAAAUCUCAAAGAUGAUGUAUGUCGUCCUCUCUCUCAUGGUGACCGGCUCACUCGCACUGGCACUGAUGGCGUGCCUGGCACAAAAAAAGAUAAAAAGGAAGCUGUGUCAAUUCGUUCCUGAUCCUUCCAACAGCAGCUUGGUUCACUGGAUCCCAAACACCACCUCACAGAGUAUGAAGCAGCCUUGGGAACCAGAGAGGCCUCAAAUCGAAAACUCUGAGGUUAUUUUGUUUGGUGAAAAUGAGUCUCUCAACUACGACCUGGAUCAGACCACAGAGAAUUUCAUCAUCUGUAAUCCAUCAUAUUCAUCUCUUCUGGACUCGUCUGGGUUUUGUGUUCCUCAAAGUGUCCAGAUGUCCAAGAAGUUGUUCAGCAGGGGCCGACUCAGAAAACCCUUCACCGCUGAUCUCUCCCCCAGCCCCAUCCUCUACUCCAACGUGGUCUUCUCUCACACUCUCAAAAAUCCUGCUGCACCUCCUCUGUCCCCUUCUCCUCAUCAGUCCUGUGAUUGGCGGCAGGUCAGCACUCGUGAUGUGAAGCUGCUGCUCGGUGGAAGCAGUGCAGCUUCACCUCAGCACCAAACCUCCACUCCCUUCUCUGAUGUCAGCAGUGUGUCUCCAUCCUCGGCCGUACAUCCGCACCCUGCUGACGUCACUUCACCCAAACACAUCAAACCUCAAAGCCUCUGCAGCUCGGGCCUGUCGCUCCAGCCUGACACCUUCAUCCACCCCAACCUUUCAUCUCAUCUUCCUCCGCUUUUUGUGGAUUUUUCCUACUGUCCUGCUGAGUGUGAUAAUCACACAUCCCCUGCUCUUUAA
Limanda limanda (common dab) is the source of this 2379-nucleotide messenger RNA. Its product is annotated as interleukin-6 receptor subunit beta. Gene Ontology annotation, molecular function: cytokine binding; cytokine receptor activity. The coding region runs from base 1 to 2379 and encodes 792 amino acids. The transcript has 14 exons. Gene Ontology annotation, cellular component: signaling receptor complex; external side of plasma membrane. Gene Ontology annotation, biological process: cytokine-mediated signaling pathway. The record is from RefSeq and is a predicted model, not a curated record. Lineage: Eukaryota; Metazoa; Chordata; Actinopteri; Pleuronectiformes; Pleuronectidae.